AUGAAGGGUCUUUAUCUUACCGCCGCUCUAUUUGGAGCAUCUUCCACUGCGUCUAAGGUUUAUACCGCGUCAUAUGCGGGCGCAGUUACCACACUGGAGUUCGGCAGGUCCGACUCAGGUUAUGAAUUGACGACCAUCUCAAACACGACUGACUGCGGCCCCAAUCCUUCUUGGCUGAUGCUGGAUGCCGACAAAAACCUCCUGGUCUGCCUCGACGAGGGCCUCAAUGGACCGAAUGGCACAUUGACUUCCUUCGAAGUCGACUCCGAUGGAUCGCUGUCCAAGAUUCAUCAUCUGGAGACGGUGCUAGGCCCCGUUCAAUCACACCUGUAUUCUGCGGGAAAUCGCACCUUCUUUGCUGUAGCCCACUACUCGGGAUCAUCGGUGACAGCAUAUGCCCUUAACACCAAUGGCGUCUUUACCCAUCGCCAGACCUUCACAUAUGAGCUAGAUGGUCCGGGCACAGAUCCCGACCGACAGGAGGCACCACACCCCCACGGUGUAGUGCUGGACCCGACAGGUCAAUUCAUUUUGGUUCCCGAUCUGGGAGCGACCUCGUGCGCAUUUUCCGCAUCAACCCUUCGACGGGCUUGUUGGAACCGCAGACGCCUUUGGCAGUGUCUCCAGGCUCUGGUCCCAGACACGGCGUAUUCUGGACGCCCAAGGGUGCACGUCCAGUAUCCCACGAACGGAACGAUCUCCUUUGACAAGUUCUUCGAGACUACCACGUAUGGUGGUCCGGAACUGCCAGACGGGGCUACCGCUGCUGAAAUCGCGAUCUCGCCUGCCAAUAACCAUAUUGUGAUUAGCAACCGCGAGGACAACAAGUUUGGCACCAACAAUGACACCAUUUCCGUGUUCUCCUGCGCUGAUGCCAGCGGAGAGUCUUUUACUGAUGUUACGCAUACUGGUUUGUACCCG
Messenger RNA from Aspergillus nomiae NRRL 13137, 921 nucleotides. RefSeq lists its product as uncharacterized. The transcript has 4 exons. The record is from RefSeq and is a predicted model, not a curated record. Gene Ontology annotation, molecular function: protein binding; 6-phosphogluconolactonase activity. Lineage: Eukaryota; Fungi; Ascomycota; Eurotiomycetes; Eurotiales; Aspergillaceae. The annotation marks the transcript as partial.